GAAAGAUUAUACACUUACCUCUGUCCUUCGCCAUUUCACUUAUUUUGCGAUCUUUUUAGUUUUAUAUUUUCAGUCAAAACUAAUAACAUAUUUCAGAUCACCAGAUAACACUGGAUCGAACAACACAUUCGAUUUUCGAACAAAAAAGGUUUAUUGAUAAUUUUCUCUCUGGGUUAAUGGUGCGUGUGUAAUCUUUCUAACAAAACCUUCACAUGCGUUUUUCGGAAUCAUAGAUUUCUAUGAUUAUUUUUUCAAGAUUAUGAUGUACAUGCAGAUUCUAUAGUAGAAAGAGCGACCCUUAGUUCCUCGUUCUCGCUCUUCUACGUAUGUUUCAAUCGUGGAUGCUUGUUCUGAAUGAAUUUACAGAACCACACAAUAGUUAACCUUCAUACUUUAGCUAGAUAAUCUACAGACACUGUAGCGUCUUUGGCGCGAAUUUAAAGUUAAAAUUAUGCUCCUAGACUGAGGUGUACAUUUUUUUCGCAACGGUUCUCGAAUUUUGAACAAAAAAGGCAAUCCUCACCCGUAAAAUAGCUGUAUUUCACUAACUACUAAUAGCCAACUCAUGAAAUUCACAACGCAGAUAGAGCACAGUCGUGGCUACAUUGUAAUAAAAAGAAAAAAUUUUCAUCUCUCUUGGGUUAGAAGCUACUGAUAUUUUACGAAAAAUAAAUAAAUCGCUUAUAUCUCUCGAACCAUCCAGUAAAAGAGGCCCGAACUUGGUGAGUGAUCAGCAUUCGGUAAGGGCUAUGAUUACACAAAAUUAGAAUUCCCUAGCUAUCAUGGUUCUUAAGUUACAGGGGUGUCGCUAUCUUUGCGGAGUACUGUAUCGCACUUUUAAAGUUUCUAAACUCAUCAUUUUAAACUUAAAUACAACAAAACCCUAAAAAACAUCGUAAAAUUCAAUGAAAAUACUAUUGAGCUCUCUACGUGGUGUUCAGACGGUUUUCUAGAAAAUCUUUCUUCUUUAAGCAAUUCCAACUGAUAGAAAGUUCAAUUCUGAACAAAAUGAGACCUCUCCGAGCGUUAUCUGGCAUUGUGGAGGCUCAGGACAAUAACUUUAUUUUAGUAGGGAUGAACCAGAAACGCAUAUUUCGGCUAGCACUUGACCAAGAAUGCUAAGAGAAGUCUCAUUUUGUUCAGAAUUGAAUUUUCUAUCAGUUGGAAUUAUUUAAAGAAGCAAGGUUGUCUAGAAAACAGGGUUUCUGGAAAACUGCCUGAACAGCACGUGGAGUGCUCGAAAGUAUUUUCAUUGUAUUUUACGAUCUUUUUAACCUAUUUCACUAGAAUUUUAUUGUAUUUAAGUCUAAAAUGAUAAGAGAGAAAAAUCGGUUCGCUGUUUUAAUAUGAAAAGGUUAUUUUUUAAUAAAAUUGACGUUUCUCAAAGACGGUAAGAAAUAAAAAGAAGCGUGCGGAUCGGUGUUGAGUGACAGUUCGUAUGGCAUAAAAAGAAAGGCUUCAUCUCUAAACCAAAAAAACUAGAUUGGUUUACGAACUCGACCAUGGACAUUUUAAGAAUCCAGUUCCUGCUCAAAAAAUUCGAUCAAAAAUGUUUUUUUUAAUAAUAUCUAACCAACAUUUUUGGAUUUAGCUUUUUAUUCUAAAUCUGAAAAAAAUUAGUUUUAGACUUUCAAAAACUAUUUAGAGAAAAUUUGGCGGAUUUUUCAAAAAUGAGGCGUUUUUUCCAUUUUUGGUCUACCUCCGAAUUUUAACUUUUUCCCGACAAAAUCAUUUUUUAAAAAAUUAAAAACUACUUUCGCGUAGUCAGCUCGAUGAACUUCAUCCAACCAUAUGUAAAACACGAAAAAAAAAGAAUCAAAAGUUAACAUUUUCUAUUCUUGUUCUAGUCCCUAGUAAAAUCGAAUGGAUUAAUGGUUAUGCUUAUAACAGCAGUGCAGUUGUUGUCUAUUGGAAACCCGUUAAUUCCACCAAUGGUCCAGAUUUUCGUUACAUUAUUUAUUAUACAACAGACAUCUCAACACCUUUUUAUGAAUGGCAAAAUAUUACAGUUUACACCUAUUCUAUUUACGUAUUAACGAAUAUCACGUUUAAAACGAAUAAGGCUAAAACGCUUGUUCUACGUGUUGCAGGUGUUAAUGCUAAAGGUUCAACAUUAAGCGGAUUUCACAUCGUAAAUUUCACAUCAUUUUACAGUUCAUUGUCAUCAUCCGUUGAAAAUUUUCAAUGUUCACAUGUUACGCCAUCUUCAGCUUUCGAAUCAACAUCAUUAUCAACCACUAAAUUAUUGCUCAAAUGGACAAUACCAUCGUCACUAAUUGUUGAACAUUAUAUAUUAUACUACUUUGAUUUAUCUGAACAAACGAUAAAUCAUCUCGCUCAAACAUUUAUCAUUUCAUCAUCAAAUGUGAUUAAAAAUCAAAAUUCUAUACAAUACAUGUUGGACAGUUCAUUGUUAAAUUUAAAACCCAAACCUCGUCAUACACUAAGUUUAAACAUGGCUAUAAUGGAUAAUGAAAAAUAUCAAAGUCCAAUGUCAGAGCCAACAAUUUAUUGUCUAACAGCAGCUCAUGAUAAAAAUUUGUUAAUUACUGAACAUACAGUGUGA
Molecule: messenger RNA, 2566 nt
Organism: Didymodactylos carnosus
Lineage: Eukaryota; Metazoa; Rotifera; Eurotatoria; Philodinida; Philodinidae
Source: the annotation of a GenBank genome assembly